AUGGAUAUAUUCGACGAUAUAUUAAAACAAGCAAGUAGUAAUACAAAAAAUGCGAGUAAAGAAAUCAGGAAGAUCGAUGAAGCGCGUCAAAAGACUAAAAAAUGUACGAAUGUACGAUUGGCUGCGGAACGAAAACGAUCGAAAAUUGUUAAACCUCCCGUCGAAAAACAGAAAGUUUUAGUUUCUCUGAUAAAAUCAAGUCUUGCUAAAGGAGGUAUCGUUGUACUUCACCCAGUCUCCGCUUUUUAUUUUCAGUUUGUCAUUCCGAAAAAAAAAACGAGAGAUGAUUCGGAUGUCGAUAAGAGCAGAGUAGCGUUAUUUCUAAAAAAACAAGAGGAGGAAAAGCGGAAAACGUUAACUGAGAAAAAGAAACAAAAGGAGGAACUCAUAAAAUUAAGACUGCAAAGUUAUGGUGGAAAGGCAAAUAAAAAACUUGCUAAGCAGUUCGGUAGCACGCCAAUUGAGCUACAACAAAAGUAUGGUAAUGAUCGUGAACACGAAGAACAUUUGAAAAAGCAGCAAAUUAAAGAGAAAGUCAGUUUUAUGCUUUAUGUAUGGUUGAUAAAAACGUAUGUUAUUGUCUCCUAUAUGAGGCAACAUAAGAGCUAUUCGGACAUUCAAGCAACAUAUCUUUUUAUGACUACCACACUGGGCACAAGCAUGCAUAGGUCUGCGGAUCAGGAAGAAUCUGAUCGUCUCAACAAUGAGUUACGUGGAAAUAUCGUGAAGGCUCUGGAACGGAAGAAAGUAGUUGAAAAAAUGGCAGGUGCAGGAUCGUGCAGAAAUGGUCCUUACAGAAUCGCCAUUAACAAAAAGAAUAGUUUAAGAUAUUUGACGAAAGAAGAUUCUCCAGGGCCUUCCAGCUCAUGUGUCUCGGAAGGUAAAUCGAGAAAAAUUGAUACAAAGAUUGUAAGUAAGCGUCGCUUACCUCCAUCGGAGUCAAAUUUUCUCUUUCUUAUGAAGAAAGCAGAAGCAAUCCAAAAUGGUAAAGCGUCUCCAAGCCCACCACUUCCUAGUCCGCCUCCUGCAAAAAAGAAAACACAUAAUGAGCUGCUUCCGCGAGACAUUAGGGAAAUUAAAUUUCCCGAGGACAAAUCAAAGCCAACAAGUAGGAACAAUAAAAAGGCUGCUACUAUACAGCGUUCCAAUGUUACAAAGAGGAUGAAUGAUAUUCAAACUGGUCAUACUAAAGAACAGAAGGUGCCACCAUUCAUAUCGUCUGGAUCGACCUCUACACCUUCAUCACGGCGGUAUCUUCCGGGAGAUAUCAGAUAUCAAGGACCAGCUCCAGAACAGUCUCAGACAAGUGUUAAGAUGAAUAACAAUCCGUCGAUUGUAGCCAAAACUAAUGUGAAGGAAUCUGAUAAUAAAGACAUACAAGCAAGAGGACCUAGAAGAAUUAAUAAAGAAAACCUUGCAAGAGCUGGUGAUCAGCAGCAAAAUCCAUCAAUACAAAUGAUGUCACAAGAGAGAGCAAUUUCUCGUUUCAAAACCCACAAACAUUUACAUCUAAAAGAACAACGUCGUUUAGAAGAGAUGCGUCGACUAAGAGAAGAUGAUGAAUUGGAUGAGGAUGUUGAUGAUGAAGAGUAUGAUAGUGAAAUGGAUGAUUUCAUUGAUGAUAGCGAGUUUGAUGAACAUCUGAAACGCGGUGAUUUGGAAGAAACAUUGCGGUUGAUAAAUCCACGCUAUGACAAAAAUCGUUGGAAGUUAAGAGAACGAAUGAUUGAUGAUCGUCACAUGGAAGCAAGCUAUCGUGAUAUUGCUCGUGAGGAAAAACAAAGCUCAAGAAUAGGUUUGAUUGAGGACAUUCGAGAGGCUUACUGCGGUAAAAGCAUCACAUUAUGA
Molecule: messenger RNA, 1848 nt
Organism: Acanthocheilonema viteae
Lineage: Eukaryota; Metazoa; Nematoda; Chromadorea; Rhabditida; Onchocercidae
Source: the annotation of a GenBank genome assembly